AUCUGCACCCUGAUUACAUGCUUUAUAAGUAGACCUGUGGAUCUGUUUAACUUUUGUAGUGUUUUCUUCAGGACACCAGUCAUGAAUUUCUGGGAGACUGUGCUUUGUGCUUUCUUAGCAACCCUCCUAGCGACCAUACUUGGAGGGCUCUAUACAAUAGGAGCAUUUCGCAAGAGGAAACCCAAGGAACCUCCACUGGACAAAGGCUUCAUUCCAUGGCUGGGACAUGGGAUUGCUUUUAAGAAGAACCCUGUCGAAUUUUUGCAAGCAAUGCGGAAGAAGCAUGGGGAUAUUUUCACAUUUUUGGUUGGUGGCAACUACAUGCAUUUUGUGGCAGAUCCUGACUCGUAUGAACAAAUACUUAAAGAAUCAGAAGACAAACUGGAUUUUAAGAAGUUUGCAUCAAUGAUAGUUUUUAAUGCAUUUGCUUUUCAGACCACUGAAUCUCAUCAUCAUAUUGUGAAAAGAAUUAGCUAUGAAUAUCUUAGAGGGAAGAAUCUGACUGCCCUGAACCAGGUGAUGAUGGAGAAACUGAAGAUGGUGAUGCUCCACAGCCAGGGUUCAGGAGAGGAGAAGAGACACUGGCAGCAGGACGGAGUCCUCCACUUUAGCUACAAAACCAUCUUCCAAGCUGCCUUUAUGGCUUUGUUUGGAACUGAGCCAGGCACAGAUGCCAAGAGCAAAGAUAAUGCUACUGAGAAUACCCCAACACCAUAUGAAGAGCUUUUGGGGGAUUUUCAGAAAUUUGAUGAUUUAUUUCCCCAAAUGGCUCUCGGCAUCCUUGAUCCUGAGGGCAAGAAGGAGACAGAAAGGUUGAAGAAUUUAUUCUGGGACACACUCUCAGUAGAUAAGUUGUAUCAGAAGGAUAAUAUCAGUAAAUGGGUAGUUGAGCAAGAUCAGCAGAUGUCUGAUAUUGGGAUGACGGAAAAGAUGCGGAGUCAAUUCCUGUUUCUUCUUCUUUGGGCAUCUCAAGCAAACACUGGUCCAGCUACUUUCUGGAUUCUUGUGUAUCUCCUGAAAUAUCCAGAAGCAAUGGAGGCAGUGAGGGAAGAAGUGAACAGAGUACUAAGAGAGACCGGUCAGGAAGUGAAGCCAGGCAGCCCCUUCAUCGACGUGUCUCUGGAAACGAUAAAGACUCCUCUUCUGGACAGUGCAAUAGAGGAAACUCUGCGCUUGAAAUCCAGUCCUUUUCUGUUCCGAAGUGUGAAGCAGGAUACAGAUCUGACAAUGGCUGAUGGGACAGAAUACAUUCUUCGGAAAGGAGACCAUCUACUUCUUUUCCCUUUUAUUGGACUGCAAACGGAUCCAGAAAUCCACCCUGACCCUCACACAUUCAAAUGCGACAGGUUCUUGAACCCAGAUGGCACGAAAAAAGAGUUCUACAAGAAUGCGAAAAAGCUCAAAUAUUACAGUAUGCCUUUUGGGGGAGGACCGUCUUUGUGCCCUGGGCGAUUCUUUGCUGUUAGUGAAAUGAAGAUGUUUGUGAUCCUGAUGCUCACCUACUUUGACAUGGAACUGGUGAAUGCAGAAGAGGAAAUCCCACCAGUAGAUGUAACCCGCUAUGGGUUUGGAACUAUACAUCCUUCUCAUGACAUCAAGUUCAGGUAUCGGCAGCGGUUUUAAAGGGAAAGUUAAACUUGAUUUGCAUAGUUAUGACUGUCGUUUAUUCUGUUAAAUCCUGGGUGAAAUAAUCUAUAAAAUAACAGUGGCUAUUCCAAUAUGCCUCUGGUAAGGGUGGAGGUAUAAAAAAAUGCCAAGGUCCACAACAGUGGCCACAUCUUACAGUUGGCAUAGGUCCAUGGGUGCCAACAGGGUUUUCUGGGGAUUGGGCCCACUGCUGCCCUCACAAUAGAAAACAAGAAUUGCAUAAGAUUUGCAUACACUUAAUUUCAUAUGCAAAUUUAUACCUAUUUUGGGUGGUGGGCCCAAAAAUAAACUAGAGGUCACUCACAAGUAAUAAGAUGUCUGGCAGACCGAAUAUCAGCAGGUGAAGCUUUCCACAUUAUUUUCGUUCCAUACUGGAACUGUUUAAUAUCUGCCUGCCAUGUAGCUGUUUAAGGCAUGAGAGCCCUGCUCUCCCCCAGUGCCGACCCUCAUCCAUGCCAAGAACUCGUUUCAUGAGUUGUGAAGGGUUUAUGCUGAUGUAGAUCUUUCACAUCAGCUGAUCUUGGACUGGCAAUAGUACAAAGUAAGUCUAGGUGUGAUAUUUCAGAUGGAAGGGUCCAAAGUGAUUUAAGAUUCACAGCAAUUCUGUGAAGAGGCUCAUGUUUGGAUAAAUUCAUGAUUUAAAUAGUUAAAAAGCAUACAGUGCAUUUGAAUAUUGUGGUUAUUUAUUAAUACCUCAUAAUAAUUACAUGUUUUUUAAAAAAAACAAAAGGGAUUUGAAAUCCCCACUCAGCCAUGAAUCUCUCUGGGUGACCUUGGGCCAGUCACUGUGUUUUAGGCUAACCUACCUCACAGGGGUGCUGUGAGGAUAAAAUGUAAAGAGGGAGGAUGAUGUAUACCAACUUGAGCUCUUUGAAUAAAAAUGAUAAUAAAUA
Molecule: messenger RNA, 2540 nt
Organism: Rhineura floridana
Lineage: Eukaryota; Metazoa; Chordata; Lepidosauria; Squamata; Rhineuridae
Product: 7-alpha-hydroxycholest-4-en-3-one 12-alpha-hydroxylase-like
Exons: 1
Coding region: 82-1623 (513 amino acids)
Molecular function (GO): sterol 12-alpha-hydroxylase activity; iron ion binding; heme binding
Source: RefSeq, a predicted model, not a curated record